This is a messenger RNA of Clupea harengus (Atlantic herring), 1820 nucleotides long. RefSeq names its product hyaluronidase 4 (gene hyal4). The record is from RefSeq and is a predicted model, not a curated record. Gene Ontology annotation, cellular component: cytoplasmic vesicle. Gene Ontology annotation, molecular function: hyalurononglucosaminidase activity. Gene Ontology annotation, biological process: hyaluronan catabolic process; carbohydrate metabolic process. Lineage: Eukaryota; Metazoa; Chordata; Actinopteri; Clupeiformes; Clupeidae.
UCCUUGUCUUCUCAUUCCGCCUUUCUCUCACUCUGGCUCUCUCUCUAUAAAAGAGUGGUGGGCAGGCAGGCAGACAGACAGGCAGACAGACAGACGGGGAGAGAGAGCCUGCUGACGCUCCGACUUCAUGAGGAGAUGAGCAGGACACAUGCGAGACAGCUUGGAAUCAACAGGAUGAUUGACAGGUUCCUGUCCUGACACUGGGAGCAGAAAUGCCUGGCGUGCUCCGUGGGGUCUUACCUCACCAUGCUGUGUCCAUCAGCUGCUGCCUCCUCCUCUUCCUCCUCCUCUUCCUCCUCCAGGCCACCUUGGGUCAGAAGCCUGCCAAACUGCCCCUGGUGGGUCGCAAGCCCUUUGUGGCGGGCUGGAAUGCCCCGCUGGACAUGUGCACGCUCAAGUACAACAUGAGCAUCAACCUGGAGGUCUUCCAGAUAUCAGGCAGCCCUCGCUCUGUGCACAGGGGGCAGAACGUCACCAUCUUCUAUGCCAACCGCCUGGGUCACUACCCCUUCUACAACGAGGAGGGCACGCCCGUCAACGGGGGCCUGCCCCAAAACUGUAGCCUGGAAGCUCACCUGCGCAAAGCUCACCAGGACAUAUGCCACUUCAUCCCAGCCGAGGACUUCCAGGGCCUGGCCGUCAUCGACUGGGAGUACUGGCGGCCACAGUGGAGCCGGAACUGGCACAAGAAGGACAUCUACCGCCAGCGCUCGCGCGAACUGGUCGCCCAGGCCUACGUCAACGUGACGGAGGAGCAGGUGGAGGAGCUGGCGCGCCGCCUCUUCGAGAAGAGCGCCAUGGCCUUCAUGAGAAAGACUUUGCAGCUGGGCACUCAGACCCGUCCCAACGGCCUCUGGGGUUACUACCUGUACCCCGACUGCCACAACUACAACCAGCACGACAACAACUACAGCGGCACCUGCCCCCUGCUGGAGAGUCUGCGUAACGACGAGCUGGAGUGGCUGUGGGACAGCAGCACGGCACUCUUCCCUUCCCUGGCCAUCCGCAAGGCCAUGUCCGACAGCGAGCUCAACCUGCACUUCUCCCAGAACCGGGUGAUGGAGUCCAUGCGGCUGGCGGCACUCACAUCGCUGCCCUACGAGCUGCCCACCUACGUGUACACACGGCUGGGCUACAGGGACGAGGCCAUGGCUUUCCUCACCACAAAAGACUUGAUUCACACCAUUGGGGAAAGUGCUGCUCUUGGUGCUGCAGGUUUUGUGAUCUGGGGAGACCUUAACCUCACCUCAUCAAGACUCAACUGCUCCAAGGUGAGGGCAUUCAUGAACUACAGACUGGGUCAAUACAUCACCAACGUGACCCAGGCCGCAGAGGUGUGCAGUACGUUCCUGUGCCAGUCCAACGGACGCUGCGUGCGGAGGGACCUCAGAGCUCCACACUUCCUGCACCUCAGCAAGCCCGGCUACCGCAUCAAGUCCCUGAGGAACGGCUCCUUCAGCGUCACCGGCCAGCACUCCCAGCAGGACCUCCAGCAGCUCACGGAGAGGUUCCAGUGCCACUGCUAUCAAGGCUACGGGGGAGAGCACUGCAACAGCCUUGACAAAGACAACGGGACAGACAGGGAGAAGGAUAGGGAGAAGGAGGAGGACAGGGAGAAGGAGAUCGAGAGGGAGAUAGAGAAAGAGAAAGAGAAAGAGAAAGAGGAAGAGAAAGAGAAAGAGAAAGAGAAAGAGAAAGAGAUAGGGGAGGAAGAGAAGACAGACGAUAAGACAGAGAGUGCUGCUGCUCUGCCGACCUCAUACACCCUCGUGCUUAUUAUUCCACUUCUUGUGGUUCACUGGUGUGUUUGACCAUCAGGG